AAAAAAAAAGCUGCAUCAUCACUGUGAACCGGACUCUGACAGACGAUGAGCUGUUUGUGGCCAGACGAGACGAGACCUUUAAGUACAGACCUUUGGAUUUCUCGGUCACGUGACUCGGUUUCUACAACCUGCCUAUCUUCUCCCCGCUGACCGUCCGCUCCCACCACCGAAAAAUUAAAACACAGGAUGGCACAGGCUCCCAUGUCAUGUGACUGUUUUGUUUCUUUACCCCCCGGUUCUCGCGAUGACCACGUGAUUUUUGGGAAGAACUCUGACCGUCCCCGAGAUGAGGUGCAGGAGGUGGUCUACCACCCUGCAGCGUCUCAUCCCCCAGGAUCCACGCUGGAGUGCACGUAUAUCCAGAUCCCUCAAGUGGAGAGAACCUAUGCCGUCGUCCUCAGUAAACCAGCCUGGCUGUGGGGCGCCGAAAUGGGAGCUAAUGACCAAGGAGUGUGCAUUGGGAAUGAGGCAGUCUGGACCCGAGAGCCUGUGGUGCCUGGAGAAGCUUUGUUGGGCAUGGACCUUGUCCGGCUCGGGCUGGAACGUGGUGACAGUUCCUGGGCAGCACUGACAGUCAUCACUGGCCUCUUGGAGCAGCAUGGCCAGGGCGGGCAGUGCAAGGAGGAACCAGAACCCUUCAGCUACCACAACACCUUCCUCCUGGUGGACCGCAGUGAAGCCUGGGUACUUGAGACCGCUGGGAGACUCUGGGUGGCACAGAAAGUCUCAGAGGGCGUAAAGAAUAUUUCCAAUCAGUUAACCAUCCACACUGAGAUCUCAGCAGAGCAUCCAGAGCUACGAAGCAUGGCCAAGAAGCAGGGGUGGUGGGAUGGCCAGGGAGAGUUCAACUUCUCUCAGGUGUUUAGUCCUGAAAACCCUCCGGCCAGGAUGGAGCUGGCCAAGAAGCGCUACAAGGGAGGCACAGAACUGCUUCAACAGCACGAUGGCUCAGUGACUGCAGAGGUCAUGAUGACCAUUCUGAGGGAUAAACCCAGCGGCAUCUGCAUGGACUCUGGAGGAUUUUGCACCACAGGGAGCAUGGUGUCUGUCCUGCCCAGAGACACUAGCCUUCCCUGCAUUCACUUCUUCACUGCCACCCCAGAUCCAUCCAGGUCUAUAUUCAAGCCUUUUAUAUUCUCGGACUGUCUGACCCCGGUCCUGAGGGUGGUCUCUCCGCAGUUCGGACCGAGCGACCCCGUCAGGAAGCAGCCGCGCUUUCAGAGCCGGGUGGAUCGCAGACACGAUCUCUACAAGGCCCAUCAGGUGGCGCUCAAUACCAUGGAGACCAAACCGGAUGAAGGUUUAGCCGUCUACGACAUCCUGAGGGAUCUGGAGUCGCAGUGUCUGAGCGAGAUCUCAGCCAUGCUCAGCGGAGAGAUACCAGGAGACGAACUGGGGGACCUGUUCUUUGAUUGUGUGGACACAGAGAUUAAGUUCUACCAGUGAGAAGCAUUCCUGCUGUAACACAUAAACAAAAGCCACUGGUUAGAUCAGCUCCCUCAAGUGGACACCCCCCAGCACUCAUGGCGUGGCAGGAUAAGGCCCUGGGACUAUUAAAAA
Molecule: messenger RNA, 1560 nt
Organism: Gambusia affinis (western mosquitofish)
Lineage: Eukaryota; Metazoa; Chordata; Actinopteri; Cyprinodontiformes; Poeciliidae
Gene: scrn2
Product: secernin 2
Exons: 10
Coding region: 187-1446 (419 amino acids)
Biological process (GO): proteolysis
Molecular function (GO): cysteine-type exopeptidase activity; dipeptidase activity
Source: RefSeq, a predicted model, not a curated record